Molecule: messenger RNA, 1087 nt
Organism: Phytomonas sp. Hart1
Lineage: Eukaryota; Euglenozoa; Kinetoplastea; Trypanosomatida; Trypanosomatidae
Source: the annotation of a GenBank genome assembly
GUAUUCGUAUAUUUUAUUGUGUUAUUACUUUUACAAGUUUAGUUUAUAUAUUUAUAAUUUUGAUAAGGAUAUAUAUAUAAACAAGUUUAUCUAACAAAGAAAAUGGGUUGCAACAUGGAAAAGAUGAUUCCCUCUAAAGAGGAGAAAAGAACGAUUUCACAGCGUUUGAAAGCGUGGGAUGUAAUCAAAGAUGAACUCCCCAUUAUAAAAACUCCUGAAGGGAAAGCUCUACGUGAGGAGUUAUUUGCUUCGAUACAUAAAAAAGAUGAAAAUAUGAUUUCUAUGGACGAGAUGCUAAAAGCUUUUAUCGAUAAGCUUCAUUUGGAUAAUUUCACAUCUCGUUUGAGGUUUGUGGUUAGGCGUUCCUUCAGUAAAGUUAAAAGUAUCGUUGGAGAUAAAAGUAACUCCGACAAAGCAAAUUUUGAUGAAUUUUGUCUGAUUAUUUCUUACAUCUACUUCCGUUUCGAACUGCGAAUUAUGCUUGACAAUAUUUUUAUUGAUGGUAAGGAUGUCUUCACUUUUGAUGAAUUUUCGAGCGCAGUUCCAGGUUUAAAGGAGUGGGGGUUGAGGAUUGGAAGUGCUUCAAGAAUUUUCAAAGAUAUUGACAAGAAAAAUAAAGAGUUUAUAACUUUUGAUCAAUUUUCCUCAUGGGGAGCUGGAAAGAAGCUGGCUUUAGAGAGUGAACAAGUCACGACUACAUAAAAUUAAUAGUUAUUUUUAGCAAGUUUAUUAAUAUGUAUCAUUUUAAGGAUUUGAAAUAUUAUUACGCAUUCAUUUGUAUGUUGAUUAAAUGCUCUGUAAAUUUUGAAUAUAUAUAUAUAUAUAUAUAUAUAUAAAUAUAUAUAUAUAUAUAUAUAUAGUGAAUAUUUGUUGAUGCAUUCAUACUUUUUUUUUAACCCAUUAAAUGCUUUGGAUAAAAAAAUAUAUUUUAUUGAGUUUAAAUGCAUCAGGCAGUUAAACUGAAAAUGUCUCAUAAAGAUUUUAUAAAGCUGAAAAAAGUGUUAUUAAUUGAUAUUUAAUUGAGCUGUAUUUAUGAUCAUUAGUCGUACCUUAAGUUACUAGCUUAAUUUCAUUUGUUGGAUCUUAA